AUGGGUGAUUACGGUCAAUACGAUGUGCCCAAGGCGGACGAGAUGAUUAAUUUCAAGGUAGGUCAGCCGGCUCCUUCCAUGCUGCCUUUGGACAAGAUUCGUGAAGCUGCAACGCUCAAGUUUGGUGAGACAGACCCCAUGUUUCUGCAAUACGGCGUAAUCAAGGGCUACCCCAAGUUCCGCAAGACAUUGGCCGAGUUUUUGACCAAGGGUUAUCAGCAUCAAGUAGACCCGGAGAUGCUCUUUGUGACCAAUGGCGUCACUGGUGGUCUUGCCCUUAUUUGCUCGCUGUUUUUACAGUCGGGCGACCUCGUGUUCAUGGAGGAGCCGUCCUAUUUCUUGGCCCUCAGUAUCAUGAAGGACUUUAAAGUGAACGUCCGUCAGAUUCGUAUGGAGCAGGAUGGUCUAGAUAUUGACGAGCUCGAGCGUCUAUUGCAGCGUGGCAUUGUACCUAAGAUGUUGUACACGAUUCCCACAUGCCACAACCCCACUGGACGCACGCUCUCAAUUGCGAAGCGCAAACGUCUCGUUGAUCUCAGUGUCAAGUACGGCUUUAUUAUUAUUGCUGAUGAAGUAUAUCAGCUUUUGUCGUUCCCCCACGUGACCCCACCUCCACCCAUGUUUACAUUUGAUGAGCAUGACACGGUGCUUGCUUUGGGCAGUUUCUCUAAAAUUCUAGCACCUGCUCUUCGGUUGGGCUGGAUCCAGGGCUCGCACAAGCUAUUGAGCAAGAUUGAAGCUUGUGGACAGCUUGACUCGAGUGGUGGCAUCAAUCCUGUCAUUUCCGGUAUUGUGCACUCGGCCAUCUCGUCGGGUCUGCAGCAACAACAUCUGGAUACUACGGUGCAGACGCUCUGGAGCCGCGCUGAUGCUUUGAUGAAGGAGCUGAAGGAUCAUUUGCCAGAAGGUACAACCUUUGAAGUUCCGGAUGGUGGAUACUUUGUGCUGGUGCGUCUGGCGGAGGGUAUGAACGCCAACGACCUGCUGCCGAUUGCUCUGAAGCACAAGGUCAUGUUCCUACCGGGUGCCUCGUUCAGUAGCAACAUGAAGAACUUCCUGCGUCUUAGUUUCUCGUGGUACGACCUUAGCGACAUGCAACUCGGCGCUCGUCGUCUUGCUGACGCCAUCCGUGAGUACCAAGAGGUGUUUGCUUCUCAGCAAAAGAAUGCGGCAGAGGAGGCCAAGACUUCCACUAGCGAGGGCAAGGGUGUGCGUGUUGCCGUUCACGGUCACGACGGCCGCCUUGGGUCGCUCAUUGUUGGUGAGCUUGAGAAGCUUACGGACCACAGCGCCAGCUUUGCGGGACCAAUUGUCACGCGUUUUGACACUGGCGUCCAGGCUCCGGAUCUAAACAAUGUCGACGUCGUUAUUGAUGUGACGCUGCCUGCCGGUACCAAGAAGGUGAUCUCGUAUCUGCGCGAGCAGAAGGAUGCUGGCAAGAUCAGCAAGCUGCCUGCUCUAGUCGUCGGCACCACGGGUGCUCUGCCUAUGGAGGAUCUGGAGGACUAUUCGAAGCUGGCGCCUGUCGCUCUCCGCUCCAACUUCUCGGUGGGUGUGCCCCUUGUGUCGGAGCUCAUCAAGGCCGCUGCUUUUAAGCUGCCUGCUGAGGGCUGGAACGUCGAGGUUACGGAGAUCCACCACACUAAGAAGCUGGACGCCCCCAGCGGUACCGCCAAGACGCUUGUAAAGUCGCUUGCUACCACGGGAGCUCCAUGCCUGGGCGAGACGGGCCAGGUUCCAACGCACUCCUCACGUCUCGGUGACGAGGUUGGCCAGCACACGGUGCUAUUCGCUGGCCCGGGCGAGCGCAUUGAGAUCAUGCACCAGGCCACUCGCCGCGAGGUUUUCGCCAUUGGGGCUGUGCGUGUCGCCACGCAAGCUCCUUCCAUGCCUCUUGGUCUGCACUCUGACUAA
Molecule: messenger RNA, 1914 nt
Organism: Peronospora farinosa
Lineage: Eukaryota; Oomycota; Peronosporomycetes; Peronosporales; Peronosporaceae
Source: the annotation of a GenBank genome assembly